UGCUUCAGCCAAUAGUAGCAGAGCUCCAUCUUAGCUGUACCAGAGGCUGUAUUAAACAGCAGAUCAGCACUGUUCCAGCAUCCUUUCUGAAAAGAGAUCUCCACGUACAGUAGCUGCAGAGGCAGAACCCUCAAGGCGAUUCAAGCAUGGCAACCGUCAAUAUCAGCCGCUGGAAUGAAACCGCAUCGCUCUACCAGAACGUUGGUUUUCAAGUGCAGAAAAUCUACCCUUUCCAUGACAACUGGAACACUGCCUGCUUUGUUAUUCUGGUUAUAUUUAUAUUUACUGUGAUAUGUCUAGUGGUGCUAGCCUUCUUAUAUGAGCUGCUUGACUGCUGCUGCUGUGUGAAAAAUAAAACUGUGAAAGAUUUAGAGAAUGAACCUAAUCCUGUUAGAUCUAUGAUGGACAGCUUCAGGAAACGUGAAACAGAAGUGGUUUAGUGGUGGACUGAACACUGACUCCUGUAUCAAAACAGAUGUUCAACAUGAUAACCUUGCGUCCUAGGACCAAGCAAGCCCAAUCCUGCCUAGCCUUAAAUAUAAUUAUUAGCACUGAGUUGUGGUUUUUUUGGUUUUAUUUAUUUAUUUAUUUAGCUUAAUAGUGGAUAGAAACUUAAAUGGUUCACAAAAUGUUUAAUAAUGGAUGAUCAAUGAUAGCAUUAUGUGGAAAUUGCUUUUUUGUUUGUUUUUGUUUUACAGUUAACUUCUGUUGACUAGAAUUAAUUGAAUACAAUUUUGUU
Messenger RNA from Pogona vitticeps (central bearded dragon), 739 nucleotides. It is a transcript of the gene SMIM18, whose product is annotated as small integral membrane protein 18. The record is from RefSeq and is a predicted model, not a curated record. NCBI's taxonomy places the organism in Eukaryota, Metazoa, Chordata, Lepidosauria, Squamata, Agamidae.